AUGAAAAUCCUCAUUCUUCUCCUAGGUCUGGCGGCUGUUGUCAGCUUAGCUGUACCCACUCAGUACUAUGAGCUGCAUGAGCGCCGCGACUCUACCCCAAGCAGUUGGAUGGAAGCCAAGAAGCUCGAUGGCAAGGUCUCUCUGCCUGUCCGCAUAGGCUUGAAGCAGUCAAAUCUUGAAUAUGGUCACGAGCUACUCAUGGAUUUAUCGAACCCACUCUCGAGUCGCUACGGACAGCAUCUUUCUAGUAAUGAGGUGCAUGACCUCUUUGCCCCGACCCAGAAAAGCGUGGAUAAUGUGCGUUCCUGGCUGGAAUCCGCUGGCAUCACCAAAGACCGCGUCACCCAGUCCGUCAAUAAGCAGUGGAUUCAGUUUGAUGCGGAUGCUGAGGAGCUGGAGAAGCUGCUGCACACCAAGUACUACCUCUAUUCUCACUCUGAGACGGGUCGUUCACACGUGGCGUGUCGCGAAUAUCAUGUCCCAAUCUCUGUGCGUGAGCAUAUUGACUACAUCACUCCAGGAAUCGCGCUGCGAGAGGUGACUGGUGUUCGUAAACUAAGCACUUCCCUUCAAAGACGGUCUUUAAAAGGCCAGCCCCCUGUUCUUGAGCCAAUCCUCAUGCCUGUGGAGGAGCUGCUGGCCAAUAUCGCCGGGUUUUGCUCCAUCGCCGUUACCCCACAAUGCAUCCAGCAAAUGUACAACAUCAGUCAGGGCACUUCUGCCACAAAGGGAAAUGAAUUGGGAAUUUUUGAGGGAAUUGGGGAUGUUUACGCUCAAGCAGAUCUUGACCUGUUCUUCUCAACUUUGUAUUCGCAAAUUCCUGCCGGCACGCAGCCUAUUCUCAAAGCAGUCGAUGGUGGCCAGGCUCCUACAUCUCUCUUCAAUGCUGGAGCCGAGUCUGAUCUGGACUUCCAGAUCUCCUAUCCAAUAAUCUGGCCGCAAAACUCGAUCUUAUUCCAAACCGAUGAUAUGGUAUAUGAGAACGAUUACACAUUUAGGGGGUUUCUGAAUACGUUUUUGGAUGCUAUUGAUGGAUCAUACUGCAGCGAAAUCUCACCAUUGGAUCCUACAUACCCCGACCCACAGGACGACGGUUACAAGGGCUCUCUGCAGUGUGGCGUGUAUGACCCUCCCAAGGUCGUCUCUAUUUCAUAUGGCUCUGCUGAAGCAGACCUCCCCAUUUCCUAUCAGCGGCGACAGUGUGCCGAGUUUAUGAAGUUGGGUACUAUGGGUGUCUCGGUAGUGGUCGCCUCGGGUGACUCUGGUGUGGCUGGUCGUGGAGGUGAUCCCACACCCAGCAACUGUCUUGGCCCUCAGGGCAAGAUAUUUGCUCCCGAUUUCCCAGCUUCAUGCCCUUACUUAACAGCCGUUGGGGCCACAAUUAUUCCACUGGGCGCAUCGCCCGAGGAUCAUACAGAGGAGGCCGUCACCAGUUUCCCGUCCGGUGGUGGUUUCAGCAACAUCUACAAGGCGCCUGAUUACCAGGCACAGGCUGUUGCUGACUAUUUUGCAAAGGCGAAGCCCUCGUACCCCUACUAUGAAAGCGUGGACAACAGUAGCUUUGGUUCCAACGGUGGAAUAUACAACAGGAUUGGUCGUGGCUAUCCAGACGUGGCUGCCAUCGGGGACAGAGUCGUCAUCUAUAACCGAGGUAUGCCCAUCUCGAUUGGUGGCACAUCUGCCUCUGCUCCUGUAUUCGCUGGAAUCCUCACUCGCAUCAAUGAGGAGCGAUUGGCGGCUGGAAAGUCUACCGUCGGCUUUGUCAACCCGGUCUUGUACGCACACCCAGAAGCAUUCUUCGACGUAAUCAAAGGGUCGAAUGCUGGUUGCGAUACCAAUGGCUUCUCUGCCGCUGAAGGAUGGGAUCCAGUGACUGGGCUGGGUACACCUAACUAUCCUGCCCUUCUCGAUGUUUUUAUGAAGCAGUAG
Molecule: messenger RNA, 1929 nt
Organism: Penicillium antarcticum
Lineage: Eukaryota; Fungi; Ascomycota; Eurotiomycetes; Eurotiales; Aspergillaceae
Product: S53 family peptidase
Exons: 5
Coding region: 1-1929 (642 amino acids)
Biological process (GO): proteolysis
Molecular function (GO): tripeptidyl-peptidase activity; serine-type endopeptidase activity
Source: RefSeq, a predicted model, not a curated record